AUGAACACAUAUCUGCAGCAAGAUCAAUAUGGAAUGAAGCGGCUUAGUUACAAUACAUACUUGUCGCGGUGUCUUACACCCUUGAGAAAGUGGUUCCUUAUUGCAGUUCUGAAGUUGGGCCUUGCGGCUUCUGUGAACAGCGCGCUGACUGGAUUUGCCUCUGUAGAUGUUAGGGAACGACGGCAGGAAGACGGGCUACGUCGUUUGCGAGCAGGAUGA
Plasmopara halstedii is the source of this 219-nucleotide messenger RNA. RefSeq lists its product as uncharacterized. The coding region runs from base 1 to 219 and encodes 72 amino acids. The record is from RefSeq and is a predicted model, not a curated record. Lineage: Eukaryota; Oomycota; Peronosporomycetes; Peronosporales; Peronosporaceae. The transcript has 3 exons.